Soboliphyme baturini is the source of this 363-nucleotide messenger RNA. Lineage: Eukaryota; Metazoa; Nematoda; Enoplea; Dioctophymatida; Soboliphymatidae. The record is from the annotation of a GenBank genome assembly.
AUGCCGGCGUCUCUCAAGUAUAUUCUCAUCACUGGAGGAGUGGUCAGCGGAGUCGGUAAGGGUAUUAUAGCCAGCAGUAUCGGCGUAAUACUGAAAUCGCACGGCUUCCAUGUGUCAGCGAUUAAGAUCGAUCCAUACAUCAACAUCGAUGCGGGAACAUUCUCCCCGUUCGAACAUGGUGAGGUUUUCGUAUUGGAUGACGGCAGUGAGGUGGAUCUGGACCUGGGCAACUACGAGAGGUUCCUGGGCAUAAAAUUGAACUCUAACAACAACAUCACCACCGGCAAGAUCUACUCGGACGUCAUCAGUCGCGAGCGAAAAGGAGACUAUCUCGGAAAGACGGUGCAAGGCGAGUUGGCAUGA